AUGUCGAAGUCAGGAGUUUUCAUCGUUGGCGCUAAGCGUACAGCUUUUGGAACAUUUGGAGGAAAGCUCAAAAAUCACAGCGCUACUGAUCUUGGAGUAAUUGCUACCACUGGAGCCCUCGCUCACGCCGGAGUCAAGCCAGAGAAAGUUGAUCAUGUUAUCUUUGGAAACGUUGUUGCUUCUGCCAAAGACGGAAUCUAUCUCACUCGUCACAUUGGAUUGAAAUCGGGAGUACCACAGCAAGUUGGAGCUUUGACAGUAAACAGACUCUGUGGAUCCGGAUUCCAGUCCAUUGUCAAUGCUUCUCAGCAAAUCAAAUUGGGCGAGUCUUCUAUCGUUGUUGCCGGAGGAACUGAGAAUAUGUCUCAAGUUCCAUUCGCUGUUAGAAAUAUCAGAUUCGGAACUGGCCUUGGUCAGAAAUAUGAAUUCGAAGACAUGCUUUGGGAAUCUUUGUCUGAUCCUUAUUGCAAACUUGCCAUGGGACAAACUGCUGAAAAGCUUGGAGCUCAAUACAAAGUAACUAGAGCUGAUGCCGACGAGUUCGCUCUUCGCUCUCAAACACUUUGGAAGAAGUCGAACGAAGCCGGAAUUUACAAGAAUGAAAUUGUCCCCAUUACUUUGAAGGGAAGAAAGGGAGAAGAGAUCUUCGAGGUUGAUGAGCACCCACGUCCAACUACUGUCGAAUCCCUCGCUAAACUGAAGCCUGUUUUCCAAAAGGACGGACUCGUAAAUGCUGGAAAUGCUUCUGGUAUUUCUGAUGGAGCUGCCGCUUUAGUCGUUGCUGGAGAAGAGGCCGUUUCAAAGAACGGACUCAAGCCUUUGGCUAGAAUUGUCGGUUAUGCCGCUGUUGGAUGUGAUCCUUCCAUCAUGGGAAUUGGACCAGCUCCAGCUAUCCGUGCCCUCAUUGAGCAAACUGGAGUCAAGCUUGAUGAAGUCGAUAUCAUCGAGGUUAACGAAGCUUUUGCUCCACAAGUUCUUGCUGUCCAACGUGACCUCAAAAUUCCAACUGAGAAAUUGAAUGUCAAUGGUGGAGCUAUCGCUUUGGGACAUCCUCUUGGAGCUUCUGGUGCCAGAAUCAGUACUCAUAUUGUUCACGAACUCAAGAGACGCAACGUUAAGUACGGAAUCGGAUCUGCAUGCAUUGGUGGAGGACAAGGAAUCGCUAUUCUCUUCGAAAAUGUUAAUUAG
Messenger RNA from Auanema sp. JU1783, 1188 nucleotides. The record is from the annotation of a GenBank genome assembly. Lineage: Eukaryota; Metazoa; Nematoda; Chromadorea; Rhabditida; Rhabditidae.